Molecule: messenger RNA, 952 nt
Organism: Trypanosoma conorhini
Lineage: Eukaryota; Euglenozoa; Kinetoplastea; Trypanosomatida; Trypanosomatidae
Exons: 1
Biological process (GO): fermentation
Cellular component (GO): membrane
Source: RefSeq, a predicted model, not a curated record
AGUCUUCUACAACAUGGCGUUGUUACUGGACCAGCGAAAAGUCGUUGCUGGCGGUGAAAGACCCCUGCCGGUAUCAGACAGUGACGCGCCGAAUAGCGACAACGACGGGAAUGUCAGCGGGGAGUCCCGCAGUGGCAGCAGAGCCGUCGCCGUCGCUGCCGAGGCGGAGCGGAGCCUUAUCCCCUGCAUGGGCAACCCGCUCACCCGCAUCCCGUGUGGCUCGAUCACCGUGAGGCUGGAGCAAACGACGCUGCUGCUUGGCACGGCCUCGGCCGGCGGCACCAGCUCCGGGAGCCUCGUUGCGAGCUUCCCCACGGCGACGCUCGCCUUCGCGGAGUGCCCCAGCGAGGGGGACACGGCGGUGAAGAAGGUGCUUGAGCUUCGCACGGAGAACGUGGAGCUGUUCCGCCCUGGCGCCGUGAAGGUGCUCAUCCUCGGCUUUCGCGGGACCAAUAAGUUCGAGUUCUACUCCCGGCAGGUGGUUGGUGAGGGGGAGGUUGGCUUCAUGCUGACGCUGCUCCAGUCGAACCCGUGGACCGGCAACCCGCGCUUUCAGGACUUUCAGGAGAUGAUUCAACUCGUGCGCUCCUUCACCGCGAAGAGCAACGCCGAGGUGUUCCACCACUUUGGGGCUCUCAGUCGGGAUUGGUCUGCGGAGCUAAACUCGCCGGCCCCAUCAAGCGCGGAGGCGGCUGGCGUCGGCCACGCCGCGGAGGAGGCGGCGCGGCGCAACGCCGACAGCCAGACCGCUGACAAGCGUUUCUUCAAGGCCCUGCGACAUGUAAAGUUUUCCCCGCAGCUACGCUUUGGCGGCGAUGUGGCUGUGAACGUCGAUGUCAUUCUUAAUUGGCUUGGUAUAUCUGAGAAGAUGCUGCCGCAAGUUUUGCACAUGCAGGCAUGCGACCGACUGGAAGGCCUCUUGAAUCGCAUCGCGGAGAGAACGAAAGCCUAA